CUCCAAUAACGUGUUACAGAAUCGUACCACUGGGUUCUUAGGUGCAUAGAUACUUCACUGAGAAGCGACAGUUAUGUUCGCGUCCAGUCCAGAGCGACAUUCGAUUGGUCGAUUAUCUUUCGACUUUUCCAUCACUGAUUUGGAGGUUUGAUGCACGUGCGGUUCGAGUAUACAUAACCUGUUGUAUGCGAAAUGUUAAUAAGUUUACCGUAAAUGUUUAUAAUGAAAAAUGGCUAGCGUAAAUGUUCUCGAUAGUGUAAUUUCUACACUCGAUAAUGUUGGAACUUUGAAACAUUUACAAACUGAACAAAAUGUACUGGACCUGAAGAAUACUACAAAACAUCUUUAUGAUUUCACUAAGAAGCAGUCUUCCAGGAAAUCUGAUGCAUUGCCUGAAUUAAUUACAGAAGGUUUUGAUGAAGAGCAAAUUUGGCAACAACUGGAGUUGCAAAACGAAUGCGAAUUAACACAUUUUUCAGAGAGUAUUUCAAAAAUUUUGACUAGUAACAAGCUUAUAGUUCCAGUGUCUUCUACAAAACCUGAGCCAACCUCAAUACAACCUGAGGAUAAUUUAAAUGAAGAGGGCGAAAGCCUAUCUGAUGAUAAAGAAUCAGAAGAUGAAAAUAUAAAAACAAAAAGCAUUUUAAAGAAAAGGAAACGUGAAACAAAGAAGAAGAAGAAAUCCUCUAUUGUGGAUGACAAAUUUUUUAGGUUGCAAGAAUUGAACGAGUAUCUAACUAAAGAAGAGAAAAUAGAAAAGCAAGGAAAGAAGGAUGCUGAAUCUGAUGAUGAAUCAGUAGAUUUAUUUAAUGACUUUUCCGAAGAUGAAGGCAACAAGAAUAUCCAAGGGAAGUAUUUGAAAUAUGUAGAUUUUUUUGACAGUCCUGCUUCAAGUGAGGAAUCUGGGGAGGAAAAGUCAGAUGAUGACAAUGAAGGCCAAAGAUCAAACAGUGAGGAUGAAGGGACGGGCGAUGAUGAAGAGGAGGAAGAUGAACAUGUAUCCUCGAGCAAAAGGGUGAAAUUCAAUCUCAUCAACGACUCAGACGAGACAGACAGCUUGGAGAACAAAAUGGAACAGAAGAAAAAGGACAAAGAAGAAAUGGAACCAAAAUCUUCUCUGGAGACUCGUCAGGAGAGGCUGCGGACAAGGAUUCAGGAGUUGGAGGAAGAAGCUAUCAGCGAGAAGCCGUGGCAAUUGAAGGGUGAAGUGAGCGGUCCUAAUCGUCCGCAAAAUUCCUUGCUGGAGGAGUUUGUGGAAUUUGAUGUAUCCACGAGGCCUGCUCCCGUGAUCACCGAGGAGACCACGAUGAAGCUGGAAGACGUAAUCAUGCAGCGGAUCAAGGACAAGGCCUGGGAUGACGUUGAGAAGAAGUUCAAGCCAGUCGAGACCCCACUGGAAUACAAGAAGAAGCUGGUUCUGAAUCAGGAGAAGAGCAAGGAGAGCCUGUCGCAAAUCUACGAGAACGAGUACUUGAAGCAGAAACAAGCAUUGUAUUCAGACGAUGACGAGAAAGAGGAACCGGUACCGGAGUUGCACCACGAAAUUCGAAGAGAUAUGCGUAGUCUGAUGGCAAAGUUGGAUGCGUUGUCGAAUUAUCAUUAUACUCCCAAGCGGGUUAAACCCGAAGUGAAGAUCAUUAGCAACGUAUCAGCUGUGAAUAUGGAGGAAGUGGCGCCGGUCGCGACUAGCGAUGCUGCUAUGUUAGCACCGGAAGAAAUCAAAGCUAAACCGCGUGGCGAAGUCAUCGGCAAAUCGGAGAGGACGCAGACGGAUAAGAAGCGCGAGAGGAGGCGAAAGAAAUUGAGGCAACGAAGCAAACAGAAGGCGAUAAAAGAGAAGGAGAAGCUAAGAGCACUGAAACCAGGAGUCGCCAAGAAGCUGAAGAAGGAUAAGGAGUUGGUGAAGAAGCUGACUAAAGACAGAAACAUCACGAAGGCGGACGAGACGAGCCACAAAGUCACCAAGUCUUCCACUGCGUUCUUCACGCGGUUGCAAGACCAGGUGAAGAGCCAAGUGAAAGUGCAGGCCGGUGGCGCAGGCGCGUCGAAGAAGAAGAAGGCUAAGAACGCAGUGUCGGCUGUGAAACUCAAGUUGUAGUUUUCAGGUGUAACUUUUGUACAUAAAGUGUUGUCGCAUUACACACCGCCGAGAUUCAUUCCAUUACAUUUGCGUCAUCUUCGAGUGUCCCGUGUCUUUUGUUUUCUGUUCUCGUCACGAAUUGUUUUGCUCUCGUCGCGGAGGAACACGCAAGAAGCGGAAGCCACGGAACAAAGCCACAACGUAAACUCAACGCGCAGUGUGUAAGAUAUACAUAUAUACAUACACUAAAAGAUGUUUUCUUACAGCUUUAUUGCGUGAGAGAUAUAUGUAUGCAUUUACAGGGUGGCACCCUGCGUUCUUUAAAUCAUAUUACCAUCUUGUAAUUCCUUGUUCUUGCGGAUUUAUAAUACGGGCUGGAUAUUGUGCAAAGGAAUAUAUAACAAUGGAUGAGGGAUUUAUGAAGUAAUCUCUCUCUCGCUCUCUCUCUCUCUCUCU
Harpegnathos saltator (Jerdon's jumping ant) is the source of this 2536-nucleotide messenger RNA. Its product is annotated as U3 small nucleolar ribonucleoprotein protein MPP10. The record is from RefSeq and is a predicted model, not a curated record. The coding region runs from base 230 to 2098 and encodes 622 amino acids. The transcript is spliced from 4 exons. NCBI's taxonomy places the organism in Eukaryota, Metazoa, Arthropoda, Insecta, Hymenoptera, Formicidae. Gene Ontology annotation, biological process: rRNA processing. Gene Ontology annotation, cellular component: small-subunit processome; nucleus; sno(s)RNA-containing ribonucleoprotein complex.